GAGAGAGAGAGAGAGAGAGAGUGUAAGGGGAGGGAGAGAUAUAUGGAUAAAUAUGAGAACCUGGGCCAGGUCGGAGAAGGGAGUUACGGCGUGGUGAUGAAGUGCAGACACAAGGAGACCGGACGCAUCGUUGCUGUGAAGAAGUUUCUGGACACCGAGGAGGACCUGGCCGUGAGGAAGAUAGCCCUGCGCGAGAUCAGGAUGCUGAAGCAACUGCAGCAUGUGAACCUGGUGAGGCUGCUGGGGGUGUUCCGGAGGAGGCGCAGAGUGUUCCUGGUGUUUGAGUUUGUGGAGAGGAACCUUCUGGAAGAGCUGGAGCAGAACCCGUGUGGUCUGGGUCAGGAGAGGGCCCGGCGCUACCUCUACCAGACCCUCCGAGCCCUGUGUUUCUGCCAUCAGCACCAUAUCCUGCACAGGGAUGUGAAGCCAGAGAACCUGCUGGUGUCCGAGGGGGGCGUGGUGAAGCUGUGUGACUUUGGCUUCGCCCGCACGCUGGCAGAGGGGGCGGAGUACACGGAGUACGUGGCCACGCGCUGGUACCGCCCCCCCGAGCUGCUGGUGGGGGACACCCUGUACGGCAAGCCGGUAGAUGUGUGGGCAGCAGGGUGUGUGUGUGUGGAGAUGCUGACAGGAGAGCCUCUGUUCCCUGGAGACUCUGAUAUAGACCAGCUCUACCACAUCAUCAGGUGCUUCGGAAACCUGACCCCCCGUCACCAGGAGGUGUUCCAUCAGAACCCUGUGUUCUCUGGUCUGGUUCUGCCCCAAGUCCCCCCAGUUCCCCUUGCCUCCCACACUCCUCUGCAGCUACGCUACCCUGCCCUCCCCUGGCAGGCUGUGGACCUCACCCAGAAGUGUCUCCAGAUGGACCCUGACAGCAGGUCUUCGUGUUCAGACCUCAUGCUGCACCAGCUGUUCACCUCCGACCAGCUGCACCUACGGCUGGAGGAGGAGCUGAAUAUGAUUCCUCAGAAGGAGAACAGAAAGAGCAGGAGAGAGGAGGGAGACAACAGCAAGGUCACAGGGAGAGACUCUGAUCCUUCUGGAAGCUCCUCUACCACAAACCCUGAACACUCAGAGACCAGAACCAGCCCUGACGUGACUGCUAACACAACCGUCAUGACCGCAAACACGACUAAGACAACCACAGCAAACACGACCACAGCAGCGAAACCCUGUAAAGCCAUCUUGACCUCACAACCAGGAAGAGACUCUGACCACAUGACCACAAGCAGCAUGACCACAAGCAGCAUGACCACAAGCAGCAUGACCACAAGCAGCAUGACCACAACCAGCAUGACCACAACCAGCAUGACCACAACCAAUAAACCUGACAGAAUCCCCGAGGGUAGGAACAACCUUGACCACACAACCACAACCAUGAUGACAAACACCUCGACCACGGAGCCGACACGGAGCCGACACCCUGACCGUAACAUGACCACAACCAUGGACACCAGUAUGUCUAACAUGACAACAAUCAUAGAACCAAAGAGACACAUCGACCACAAAGAUACUAAGACCACAACCACAGAUCCCAGAAUAGACCCGACCACAACCAGACCGGGGGAAACAGACCGCACCACCUGUGACCGUGUGGUUACGGUCAGCACCCUGCCCCCCGCCCCCACCCCCUCCCUCUCACACACUUCUCUCACUCCUGUCGUCAACGGCAACAGCCCGUUCACCCACAGCAACUCUGGCCUGGGGGCGUGGCCUCACCUGGGAACCCUCAGCCUCAGGUCUAUUGACAAGACUAAGAGACACAUAAACCCCUUCAGCAGGAUCUCCCUGCAGUGUCUCUCCACACACUCUACUGCUAGUACACAGGCAGUCUCUGAGCGGUCGUUUCUUUCGGACCGUGACCGUGGUGACCGUGGUGACCGUGGGGUUGCUAUGGUGAGGAAAAGAGCGGAGGUCAGCAGGUCAGAGUUUCGCUUUCCAGAACUGAGGACCCCCCUACUGUCUGAGGGUAAACAUCCCAAAGGAACCAGCAAGAACCUGAAGAAGGACGUUCGCAUUCCAGCCAUCACCACAACAACGACGGACACACACACCAACACACACGCUCUCCAACGCACACACACCACUCUGGACGCACACGGCAAAACACAUACCUUCCAACGCUCACACACACAGAUGGACACACACACUCACGGUUAGGCCUGA
This is a messenger RNA of Hypomesus transpacificus, 2166 nucleotides long. RefSeq names its product cyclin-dependent kinase-like 2. Gene Ontology annotation, biological process: protein phosphorylation. Gene Ontology annotation, molecular function: ATP binding; cyclin-dependent protein serine/threonine kinase activity. The transcript has 11 exons. Bases 43 to 2160 code for a protein of 705 amino acids. The record is from RefSeq and is a predicted model, not a curated record. Lineage: Eukaryota; Metazoa; Chordata; Actinopteri; Osmeriformes; Osmeridae. Gene Ontology annotation, cellular component: nucleus.